GGUAACGGUCGCGGGACUACACCGUCCUACCUAGAUGGCGUUCCACGACCAAAACAACACGUAGCAUAAUCAAAAGAAACGAAAAAGGGAAAAAGGAUUUCUCCCACGAACCUCCAGCUGGAGAAGUGAAAUUCUGCAAGCCCGGAUAGCCGGAAACGGAAAACAAGAGUGGCGACGUGCCCCGGGAGGGACGCAUCUCCCGUAGGAGAAAUCUGUGGCACAUUCCACCGACCCAGCGCACUCCGAGUCGUGUAGUCAUUGAAACAAACCUAGGACAAAGUGGCGAACUUCGGUGGUACGGGAACGACGGGAAAGAUGCGCCGUUCGCAGGGCUACAACUAUCAGCCGCUCCCGCAGCACCAACCGGGACCGAGUGGCCAACAGGCGAGUGGCGAUGCGCUCGAGGAGGAAAACGAGCGGAUGGCCGAGGAGCUGAAGGGUAAAAUCGGUGCCCUGAAGUCGCUGACGAUCGACAUCGGGAACGAGGUGCGGUACCAGGAUCGGUUGCUGCGUGGCAUGGACGAAGAUAUGGACCGAACCGGGGGCUUCAUGUCCAACACCAUCGGACGAGUGGUACGGCUCGGCAAGGGUGGCCACCGGAACUACAUGUGCUACAUGUUUCUGUUCGUGCUGGCCGUCUUCUUCCUGUUGUACAUCGUGCUAAAACUCCGAUAAUGAAGACUACCAGCGUUUGCCUUUUUUUAAUUUAAUUGUUU
This is a messenger RNA of Anopheles darlingi, 716 nucleotides long. RefSeq names its product BET1 homolog (gene Bet1). Gene Ontology annotation, molecular function: SNAP receptor activity. The transcript has a single exon. Gene Ontology annotation, biological process: vesicle fusion with Golgi apparatus; endoplasmic reticulum to Golgi vesicle-mediated transport. Gene Ontology annotation, cellular component: Golgi trans cisterna; SNARE complex. Lineage: Eukaryota; Metazoa; Arthropoda; Insecta; Diptera; Culicidae. The record is from RefSeq and is a predicted model, not a curated record. Bases 316 to 675 code for a protein of 119 amino acids.